UAAUACAAAAAUAAUCGCACUAAUUUAGUUUGUAGCAUUAGUCAUCUGUAGGGAUGUUUUCCCUUGUUUCAGAUGAAGACACAACAACUAUGCAUACAAUAGCAUUGUGUCGUCGUCACUCAGACUUUGAUUUCUCACCUACCUUAUUCUUCAUCAAAAUCCAGUCCUUGGCAUUUCGUGUCCGUUGGCUACGAUGGAUACAUCGAGAUCUCAACAUCAUGAUAUUGCAGGUCUUGGAGUCGGGUCCUUCUCUAGAUAACCAUAUUGACUCACUUGAAGGAAGACUUCUGGUUAGUUUCUGGCUUUCCUGCUCUGUUAUGGAUAACACCUUCUUCUUCUCUUCAACCCCAUUUGAUUUUGAUGGAAUCCAAGGCAGUUUUGGUUCUCUUGAAGGCUUUGAGAAAGCGAAACAAGACCACGUGUUUAAUUUCGAAUCGGGAGAGGGCAGUCCUAUUUCUCCUCGAUAUGGUUUUCAUGAUGGGGACAGAGGUAAUAGAGGAACUCAUUUCUUGAAAGAUCAACUACAGCACCAACAACCCAAGUCAAGAUAUCAGACAUUUGAUGAAUUCAAUUCAACCCUGUUUUCCCAACAACAAAAACAAUCCGAGAAACGGAGAAAGUACAGGGCUUGUACAUCUCCCCACCAGAGUUUCAGAAAUUCUUGAAAACGACAAUCAAAUUCCACAUCCAUCUUCGUUAGCUUUUCUAGAGCUCCUAGAAGAUGAUGGAAUUAGUGGGUUCCAGAGAAUAGAGAUUGCAGGGAGAAAACUCGGAAAAGUUAAGCGAGAUAAGCGCUGAAACUUGUGCUUUUAUCAACCGAGGAAAUCUU
Messenger RNA from Carya illinoinensis, 829 nucleotides. RefSeq lists its product as uncharacterized. The transcript has 2 exons. The record is from RefSeq and is a predicted model, not a curated record. Lineage: Eukaryota; Viridiplantae; Streptophyta; Magnoliopsida; Fagales; Juglandaceae. Bases 54 to 665 code for a protein of 203 amino acids.